UUGAAUCAACCUUAAUAAUCAAAUCGAAGUUAACAUAAUCGAAAUGAACCGAAUCAGUAUCAAGCAUCAACCUUAUCCAAAUUCAUCCAACCCAAAAUUAACCCAGUCAAACCCGUUUUAAACUCUGAUCUGUAUUUAUCUGAACCAAAUAUGAACCAAUUUUAAGUUGACCCGACCCAAACCCAAUAAAUUUUGACCAAAAUUUAACACGAUUCGAAAGUAAACCGAUUCGACCUGAGGUGGGUUAAUAGGGUGGAUAGUUUUAAAUCGAAUAUACCCGAUCUGAAUAUAUUCGACCCGUCAUAAAUCCAUCCAAACUCCAUCCUGAAUUGACACCUCUAAGAGUAUCCAUCAUCUAAGAGUAGUUGUUAAAAGACCAAAUGAAGACCAUUUUAAAGGUUCACAUCUUUGUUCCCACUCCCAUACAUCCCUAGCUAUUGUUUACACACUUUUCUCUCUCCUCACUCUUCACUACUCACUUACUCAGUCCACACUCCUCUCUACACUAGUAACACUACAUAAAACAAAAACAAAAACAAAAACAUCUGAAUCUUUCAACAUUACACUAUUAUCCAAAUUCCAAAGCCUCUCUUCUCAAAAUCCCACUUAAAUAACUAAUUUUAUUUUUCUCUUUCAUUUUACAAUUUUAUUUUCUGUAAGAACGAAGCUUGAAAAAAAUAAAAAAGCUGAAAACUUUAUUCUUCAUUUUCGGUGAAUUAAUAAUAUUUAUUAUAAAAUAAACAAAUUAAAUUUUUUUGAAAAUGGGUGAAGGUGAAAAUUGGGGAUGGCAACCAAGUGGGUCUCCAACAAUGAAUUUGGAGAGAUCAGAUGUACAUUGGAGUCAUUUUGACAGUUCUGUAAAUGCAGUUUCAUUUGGUUUUGUUGCUACUGCUGUUCUUAUUUCAAUGUUUCUUGUUAUGGCCAUUUUUGAGAGGUUUCUCCGCCCAAAUCCGCCGGAACUUCCGCUGCCUAGCCGCCGUGACAUUGAAUCCCAACUGGGUUUUCAUUCAAAGCUUGGUUACUCUUCUCCCAAGAUGACAGUCUACUCUCAAGAGCAUCCGGUAGUGAUGCCUGGAGAUAAUAUUCCAACUUUCAUUGCUCAUCCGGUUCCUCUUCCGUGCCCUCCUGACCGCAUCCAUUGGCCACCCUGUAAGUUUAAAUUACCUCCAAAAGGCCCUCAAAAUGCCAGAAGUACCCUGCAAGCUAUCGUAAGAGAAUCAGUCUAAAGAUAGAUAGCACAAUAGCACAUAUUGUUGCAAAUUUCUUUUUAGUAUGGACAAUUUUUAGCUCGCACAAUGGAGAUUUUCUUCUCCAUUUGAGUUGUUUACUACUUGUACAUAGAGCAUCUCGCUCCUUUGUGUAGACUCGCCCUUUCACUUUGAGAGACUGAGGCGAGCAAGGCUUACUGCUUUCAGUUUCUAGGGAUCGAUGAAGUUGCGGAUCAAAUUGAAAUCCCCGGUUGUAAAAAAAUUGGAAUAUGUAAUUGAUAUGUUGAGCACAAGCUGAUUCAUACCAUGUUUUGGACCAAGUUUUUUGACAUGGUCAGAAAUUAGAGAACCAACAUGUUCUAAACAUUAUUUUUAUAUUUCACUGUGAUUUACAUCAUUUCGAAAAUUACAACUGUAAUCUUUGUUAUCUUAACACUCUUUGUUGCCGGAGUAU
Messenger RNA from Chenopodium quinoa (quinoa), 1662 nucleotides. RefSeq lists its product as uncharacterized. The record is from RefSeq and is a predicted model, not a curated record. Bases 762 to 1226 code for a protein of 154 amino acids. NCBI's taxonomy places the organism in Eukaryota, Viridiplantae, Streptophyta, Magnoliopsida, Caryophyllales, Amaranthaceae. The transcript is spliced from 2 exons.